AUGCGCAUGCCCAAGCACCCAAACAUUGUCCCGUUCGACUCCUUGGUCGUCGACAGGAUUGACGGCGUCGACAGGGUGGUCGGGUUCACCACUCGUUAUAUUCCUGGCGGAACCUUGUAUGAGAAUAAGGAACGAGUCUUCAAGCUGAAGUACCUGGAGCAGCUGAUCAAUGUCGUCGAUCACCUCAACCUCCGGCUGGGCAUCGUCCACGGCGACAUAUGCCCCUGGCACCUGCUCAUUGAUGCCGAAACAGACUGCAUCCAACUCUUCGACUUCAACUGGGCGGCAAAGCUGGGCUGGGAGGGAGACGGGGAGGACGGAUGGAGGUUUAGAUACGAUGCGGAGCGCAACGACGUCAAAUUUGUGAUGUUUACCGUGUACGAGCUCAUCACGCGCGAGUUCUGCUUCGCGGAGGAAUUUUACCCCCACGAGCUUGACGCUUCCAAGAUCCAGCGCAAGCGGAAAUGGACGAAGCACCCGGAUACGAAGCUUGACAGGCCCGUAGAGGAGUACCGGCGGGUUCUGGACGAGUGGGUGGCUAGAAGGACCGAAGCCGACAAAGUGGUCGAUCAUUCCACCAAGGCGCUGGAUACGGGCCUGUGA
This is a messenger RNA of Canariomyces notabilis, 603 nucleotides long. RefSeq lists its product as uncharacterized. Gene Ontology annotation, biological process: protein phosphorylation. Gene Ontology annotation, molecular function: protein kinase activity; ATP binding. The coding region runs from base 1 to 603 and encodes 200 amino acids. The transcript is spliced from 3 exons. NCBI's taxonomy places the organism in Eukaryota, Fungi, Ascomycota, Sordariomycetes, Sordariales, Chaetomiaceae. The record is from RefSeq and is a predicted model, not a curated record.